GCGGCCCGUUACCCUUUGCUUUCCGUGUUGCGUUUUACGAACAAAUUUCACUUCUUGGCGGUGAACAUUUGUAGAACAGCCGUAGUACUGACGUAAUAACCAAUCCGAAUUUAGUAUUUGGUCAAACCGAAUCAGCUGAUACAAAUUACUGAAUUGUCUGACGCCUUAUUUUCAAAGCACAAGCACAGAAAACUAAUCCAACCAAACUUAAUAACUCUGUACUUUUUUCGGAAAACAUUAUGAAGUAAACAACUUCUUCAAAACAUUCUAUAGCAACAGGAAAGAUCUUAGGUUAAAAAUUCGACUGACAGCAACAGGUAACGGCAACGUCAAGUUUAUAAAUGGGUCUUAAAUAAUUGAAUCGUAUUACCCAUGCCGCUGUCAUUACAGUUGUAUGCAAAUAUUUUUUUCGGUAUUAAAUAUGAAAACUUAUGUUGGAAACACGCAUAUGUAUGCAGGCAAGAAAUAUCUUAACUUCGCUACUCUGAUAAACCAAACACAUUAAUUCUUAUCAGACUAUCAAAAUAUACCAAAGUGUGGUCAUUCAACGGUUUGAACGUGUAGCGAGUGCUGCUUGGCAAUGGCAACGACUGACGAAUUUUUGGACUGGGCUAAAGGAGUUAUACAUGUGCUCUUUUUUUUUGUUAUCCUACUGCCAUAUUUCAUCAUUGAAGCCAUAUUUUCGUCAAAUCCUCAAAGAAAGUCAGUAGAAGGACAACUGGUAUUGAUAACUGGUACUGGACAUGGAAUUGGAAAAUUGUUGGCAUUUAAAUAUGCUAAAGCAGGGGCUCGUGUUAUUGGAUGGGAUGUAAAUGAGAAAUUGAAUAAUGAGACAAUCCAGACAAUUAACUCAUCGGGAUAUCCAACAGCCUACGGAUUUAAGGUAGACGUUUCGAACCGACAAGAGGUAAUGGAUACGGCAAAGAAAAUUCAGCAAGAUAUCGGCGAUGUUACUAUUUUAAUAAACAAUGCAGGUAUAAUGCCGCACCAUUCGUUCCUAGACCACACCGAGCAGGAAAUACGGAGAAUAAUGGAUAUUAACGUCAUGGGAAACUUUUGGACAUUACAAGCAUUUCUACCUACGAUGAGAGAAAAAAACAAUGGUCACAUCGUGUCCCUUUCCUCAAUGGCGGGAUACGUAGGACUGAUCAAUCUUGUUCCAUAUAAUGCCAGCAAGUUUGCUGUGCGUGGACUUAUGGAAGGUUUAUAUGAAGAGUUCAGGCAAUACCCGAAUAACAAUGUCAAUUUUACAACCGUAUACCCUUUUAUGGUGGACACCGGGUUAUGUACAAACUAUGAAAUUUCCUAUGAACUGCUUUUUCCAGUGUUAAAGCCUCAGUUUGUAGCAGAUGCAAUAUUUGAGGCUCAGACCACCAACAGAAGAAACGUUUUGCUUCCUACAGAUAUAGGACUUGUAAUGAAACUAAAAACCAGAUUUUUGCCGCAAAAAGCCUGCAACUACAUAUCGGACAACUUCAGAACUAAUCUGCUUUCCGACUUACACCUUAAAACUAAUUGAAAUAUUAACAGUAGGCAAAAGUCUAUUUUUUUUCUUAUCGUCUUAUUUCGAGAACUAUUUUUUUUAAUGUUGGUUAUGUAUUAUUCAAUAAACGUAGCUCCAAAAAUGA
This is a messenger RNA of Dendroctonus ponderosae (mountain pine beetle), 1628 nucleotides long. RefSeq names its product short-chain dehydrogenase/reductase family 16C member 6. Gene Ontology annotation, molecular function: oxidoreductase activity, acting on the CH-OH group of donors, NAD or NADP as acceptor. The coding region runs from base 581 to 1519 and encodes 312 amino acids. Gene Ontology annotation, cellular component: lipid droplet. The record is from RefSeq and is a predicted model, not a curated record. The transcript is spliced from 7 exons. Lineage: Eukaryota; Metazoa; Arthropoda; Insecta; Coleoptera; Curculionidae.